Molecule: messenger RNA, 1368 nt
Organism: Zygosaccharomyces rouxii
Lineage: Eukaryota; Fungi; Ascomycota; Saccharomycetes; Saccharomycetales; Saccharomycetaceae
Gene: STR3
Product: cystathionine beta-lyase STR3
Exons: 1
Coding region: 1-1368 (455 amino acids)
Biological process (GO): 'de novo' L-methionine biosynthetic process; transsulfuration
Cellular component (GO): cytoplasm
Molecular function (GO): pyridoxal phosphate binding
Source: RefSeq, a predicted model, not a curated record
AUGAAUCCCAAGACUUCAGUUGUGUCUAAUUCUCUACACAGAGAUCAACAUGGUGCAUCCGUGCAGCCGGUUUAUAUGUCCACUACCUUCAAGGUGGAUCUGCGGAGCGAUGGACAAGCAUACGAUUACUCAAGGUCAGGAAAUCCCACUAGAUCUCUAUUGCAUAGACAACUCGGUCAACUGUACAACGUGCCAGAGUCUCAGGUCCACGCUGUAAGUUCGGGUAUGACUGCUUUGGAUGCGAUCAUGCGCGGCUUAAUUCUUUCGAACACAUCUCACGUACCCACUAUUCUAGCUGGUGAUGACCUCUACGGUGGUUCUGAUAGACUCUUAACGUUUUUGAAAACAAGGUGUCAUGCAAGAACGAUUAAUGUAGACACUUCAAAUUUUGAUAAAUUUCAAGAGGCCUUUCUUUCGGUCGAUAAAGUCGAUUGCGUUCACAUCGAAUCUCCAACAAACCCAAUGUGUAAAGUGGUGGAUGUUCCAAGAAUAAUAUCAUUUGUUAAGAGUGUGUCUCCUCAGACCUACGUGAUCGUCGAUAAUACUAUGAUGAGUGGACUACUGUGUAACCCAUUGUCCCUUGGAGCCGAUGCCGUUUACGAAUCCGCUACCAAGUUUCUCAAUGGUCACCACGAUAUCAUGGCAGGUGUUGUAGUUUCACGCAAUCAGAAAAUCGCUGAUGCAAUUUACUUUGUGGUCAAUGCGACAGGAUGUGGAUUAGCGCCAAUGGACUCUUGGCUGCUGAUUAGAGGGUUGAAAACUUUAAGCGUACGUCUUUACCAGCAACAGUUCAAUGCAAUGGUGCUAGCAGAAUGGUUGGAGCAAUCGUGCGGGUUUAAACAAUCCAAGGACAACUCGCUGUUGCGUACAAGAUACGUCGGUUUACAAUCUCACCCACAAUUUAGUCUGCACAGGUCGUUUAAUGAUGGUCCUGGUGCGGUGCUUUCAUUCGAGACCGGAUCCACACCGCUGUCUCGUCGUAUAGUGUCUUCUAAGGCUCUUAAGAUUUGGUCAGUAACGGUUUCAUUCGGCUGUGUCAAUUCUUUGAUUUCACUUCCUUGCAGCAUGUCGCAUGCUUCGAUAGAUCCUAACGUGAGGAAGGAAAGAGAGUUCCCAGAGGAUCUAAUUAGACUCUGCGUAGGGAUUGAAGAUAUCGUCGACUUGCAAAAAGACUUGCUUGCAGCCAUGGUGGAUGCAGGCGUAUUAGAAUUGAAAGGCGAUACCAUUUACAACAAGCUCAAUGGCCAUAAGGCUACCAAUACUAUUGGUCGUAAGCAAUACGUGCAGCGCAGUAUUUAUGACGUUUUCUACGGCGAACCAUUAGUGCAUUCACAACAAAGAUUUUCCAAUAGAUCAAUAAAACUUUAG